AUGAGUUCCUUUGGUACUCUUUUUCGCGUAACAACAUACGGAGAAUCGCAUGGUAAGUCUGUAGGAUGCAUAGUGGAUGGUUGUCCUCCUGGUUUACCUCUUGUGGAAGCCGAUAUACAAACUCAAUUGAGUAGGAGACGACCAGGACAAAGCAACUUGACUACUCCGCGUGAUGAAAAAGAUUUGGUAGCUAUACAAUCCGGAACAGAGUUCGGAAUCACGCUUGGGACACCAAUUGGAAUGAUGGUUCGUAAUCAAGAUCAGAGGCCUCAUGAUUAUUCAGAAACAGACUUUUACCCGAGGCCUAGUCAUGCCGAUUGGACAUACCUCCAAAAAUAUAGUGUUAAAGCUAGUAGUGGUGGUGGUAGAGCGUCUGCCAGAGAAACAAUAGGUCGAGUGGCUGCUGGUGCUAUUGCAGAAAAGUAUCUUAAGCUCGCACACGGAAUUGAAUUUGUGGCUUUUGUAUCCUCCGUUUCAUCAGUUGUUAUGCCAUUUAUUCAUAUGGAAGAUGAUAGAUUGUUUCCACAAGACUUUUGGGAAUUGCUUAACACCAUAACACGAGAGGAAGUUGAUAAAGAUCCUGUAAAAUGCCCGAAUAAAGAAGUUUCAGAAAAAAUGCGCGAGAAUCGGGCAGCCCCGGAUGGGAAUCUCGCAAAUUGUUUUAGCAGAAUUAAGGCUUUAGGGUUAGAAUUAGGGACUGCUCCGAUUCAGAAUCGAGACAGAUUCCAAUUCGGGCGUAUUCUUGAAGCUAAAGCGGCUAACGAUUCUGUUGGUGGAACUAUUACAUGCGUGAUUCGCAAUGUUCCACCAGGAAUUGGUGAGCCAUGCUUUGAUAAAUUAGAGGCCAAACUUGCACAUGCAAUGCUUUCGAUCCCAGCUACUAAAGGGUUUGAAAUUGGAAGCGGAUUCAAAGGUACAACAAUAUUUGGACAUCAACAUAAUGACCCUUGGAUUAAAAAAGAUGGACAUUUAGGAACCCAAACCAAUAAUUCAGGUGGAAUUCAGGGUGGUAUUUCGAACGGAGAAAACAUAUACUUUCGAGUUGCAUUUAAACCGCCAGCCACUAUUUCUCAAGCGCAGAAAACAGCCACUUAUGAUGGUGUUGAUGGAGUACUUGCAGCAAGAGGUCGCCAUGAUCCGUGCGUAGUACCAAGAGCUGUUCCUAUUGUCGAAUCUAUGGCGGCGCUGGUUAUUAUGGAUGCGUUAUUGAUUCAACAAUCACGAAAAACUGCUGCAUCACUUCUUCCUCCAAUUCCCAAUCUUCCCCCUACAAUGAAUGCCAUGUUUUCAGGGGUUCAACCUCCAGGGCCAACCCCUGACAUAAAGACAAACGACACGAACUGUAAUUCACAGGGUUGA
Cetraspora pellucida is the source of this 1359-nucleotide messenger RNA. The record is from the annotation of a GenBank genome assembly. NCBI's taxonomy places the organism in Eukaryota, Fungi, Glomeromycota, Glomeromycetes, Diversisporales, Gigasporaceae.